Messenger RNA from Aspergillus heteromorphus CBS 117.55, 2794 nucleotides. Its product is annotated as tRNA methyltransferase RSM22. Gene Ontology annotation, cellular component: mitochondrial small ribosomal subunit. The transcript has a single exon. Bases 36 to 2600 code for a protein of 854 amino acids. Gene Ontology annotation, biological process: translation. NCBI's taxonomy places the organism in Eukaryota, Fungi, Ascomycota, Eurotiomycetes, Eurotiales, Aspergillaceae. The record is from RefSeq and is a predicted model, not a curated record. Gene Ontology annotation, molecular function: structural constituent of ribosome; methyltransferase activity.
CGAUUCUUGCAUCUCGAGCCGUGGAAGGGUUGAGAAUGUUGUCACGAACCCCGGCAGCGAGGGUGACCCGGUCUCACCCCCAUGGCCUUCUACGCACUGCCGUGUCCAGGUCGCCGCAGACUGGUUCGCAGCUCCGCCGCGGAGUUGCGAGCUUCAUAGCCGGGCGGCCCAGAGCCUCGAUUGCUCGGAACGCACACUUGUCUCCCUCAAGCUUGGACUCUUUGCUGAAGGAGGCUUCCUAUGUCAGAGGUCAACAAUGGCUGUCCGGGCGGAGACACUCGUCCUCCACCACGCCGACAGAGUCCGACCCCAACGCGGAGCGCAGGGACGAAAUUUACGCCCUGAUCGAUAAGAUCGACCAAAAUGACCUGGAAAUAACAGAUCUUCUGGAAGAGCUAGAUCUACUCGACAGUCACGAGAAAGCCGUCAACCUCGAAGGGCUGGACCUCGACACUGCGUUCAGUCAGACGAUAGGCCACCGCGACGAAGAAACCUUGCAAGCGCGGGUGCGCCUGGCGAAACAACAAUUCGGCGAUUAUCUCCCGGAAGGCUACCUGAAUGAGAAUGAAACCCAACUAUACGUCCGGCUCUACGGCGAACCGCUCGUUCUCGCAAAAGACGCUGAGCUCGAGCUAGCGGAGGAUGAAGGCUUGGAGGAUAGACUUUACCAGGAAGAUGGUCAGGGAGGCUGGGAAGAGAUUGAGCUUGACGACGCAGAUUCGCAGGACGAACCCCCGUUGGUCUACGACAUGGAAGCGGAGCAGCCGAUCGAUGAAACCAUUGCCAUGCAAAGGACGAGAGAAGUCGCUGAACAGCUUGGAGGGGAGAUCAUGCUCGAGCAGUUCGUUGACGAUGAUGCAGAAUCAGAAUCGGGCCCGAGGCUCCACCCUUUGACCACGAUGGGGAAGCUCACUAUGGCGUCCAGCACUGUAUUCGUACCGCAAGACACUGUGACGGGUCCGAUAUCCGUUAUUCUUAGGGAAUUCUCGAACAAGCACAUUUCGGAGCUUGCCCAUCGCAAACUUGGCGGGAGAUUUCUUCCCCAGUCCCUUACGACCCCCCCUCUUCGCCUCCAGAUUCCUCAGCUUCCUAUUCCCCUCGAAGCUUCUCAACGCCACAUGACCGAGAUGGAAGCUAAUGUAUUCAUGGCCACUCUUUACCCCGGCAUGUAUGCAUCCGCUCUGAGUGUUCUGACAGAGGUUCGGAAACGCCUGGGAACAAACUGGAUCCGGAAUUUGAUGUUUAAAGAAGACGGUCCACACAUCCUCGAUUCCAACGCCGGUGGUGCGGGUGUUUUAGCGUGGAGAGACAUCCUGAAUGCUGAAUGGGAAGUCAUGGCGGAAGACAACACCCCGACGACGGGCCCUUGUCCAAUUGGUCGAUCGACUGUCGUUACGGGGUCCGAUGCUCUUCGUGAGCGCGCGAGAGUGAUGCUCGAAAACACAACUUUCCUGCCGCGACUCCCUGACUACGUCCAUGUCCGCGAGAAACCGACCCUGGACGACGCCAGAGCUCCUCAAAAGCGGAAGCAUUACGACAUCAUCUUCGCACCCCACUCUUUAAUGGGUAUCGAAGAAGAAUACCUCCGCAAGGAAUAUGUACAGAACUUGUGGAACCUCCUUAACCCCAACGGCGGAGUCCUCAUCCUUCUCGAGAAGGGACACCAGCGGGGAUUCGAGGCCAUCGCGGGUGCUCGUGAUAUGCUGCUCCAGCGCCACAUCUCCAGUCCCGGAUCGACCAACUACGAGAACCUGACCGAGUCUCCCGACGAAGCAGCAUUCAUCGAAAAGGAGCGCGGCAUGAUCGUCGCCCCAUGCACCAACCACGAAAAAUGUCCGAUGUUCGACUCACCCGGCAAAGCCAAGGGCCGUGAAGAUUACUGCCACUUCCAGCAACGCUACAUCAGACCCCAAUUCCUACAACGCAUCAUCGGAGCCAAGGACCGAAACCACGAGGACCUGAAGUUCAGCUACGUCGCGGUCCAGCGUGGCGUCGACCGCCGGGUCGAGGACGGAAUCGCGCAGGGUGCUGAAGCCACCGAUGCGGCCUUCGCCGGGUACGAAGAUCGAUACGGGCCCGCAACAGAGGGAUUCCCGCCUGUGAACGAAUCGGUUGAAUCGUCCGAAACCGAAACCACCACCGAACAACAUCCAACCGAGGUCAACGCUCUCUCACUUCCUCGCAUCGUCUACCCGCCCAUGAAACGCCGCGGACACGUCAUCUUAGACAUCUGCACGCCGUCGGCGAAGAUCGAACGCUGGACCGUCCCGCGCUCAUUCAGCCGCCAAGCGUUCAAGGACGCGCGCAAGGCCCAGUGGGGAGACCUGUGGGCUCUGGGCGCGAAGACGCGCAUCAAUCGGACAUUGAAAAUCGGGGACAAGCAUGGCGAGGGCAAGAAGGAGCGGCUGGCGCGACGGGCCGCCGAACGGAAAGAAAGAAAGGAAGAGGAGGACGAAGAUGAAGAAUCCGCCACCGCCGCCAGUACUCUGCCCCAACCUCCGGUCAAGAAGAAGGGGCAGAAGAUUCCUAGCUGGAAGAAAAACGCAGACAAGAAGACGUACAGACGGGCUUUGAAGCUGACUAGUACAAAGGGAAAUUAGUAGUGAGUGGGUUGGUUGGUCGGUUGGGGGGUUACUUGGAUGAGUGUCUGGUCUACUAUGAGGAGAAUUAUGGCGUCGAGUCUUGGCGUAUGGUGGUUUUGGGAGAGAUGGCAUUGUAUUAUACACCUGUAAGAUAUAUUGGGGGUUGCUGUAUAGAUUAUGGAUAUCAAAUGUAAAUGGGCUCUUCACUCAAU